AUGGCAGUAGAUCGUCGAGACACUCUUUGUGUAGAAAUAUAUUCAAAUAUUGUUAAUUUUAUAAUAAACAAAAUUAAUUUAGAAUUAAAUGAAGAAAAUAAAAUAAUUAAUUGGAGAAAUGGUCAACAACAAAAAUUUGUAACUGUUGGAUUGGCAGAUUUUCAAAGUUUAGAAAAUAAAUUGAAAAAUGGGAAUAAUUUUGAACAAUUAUGUAUUAAUUAUGGUGCUGAAUGUUUACAACAAUUUUUUAUUAGAAGAAUAUUUACUUUGGAACAAGCAGAAUAUGCAGCACAAUGCCUUCCUGAAUGGGAAGAGAGAUGUGCAGCCCUUCCCUACCUCGAUAAUCUUCAAGUACUUGAAAUGCUUGCUGUUCAACCAUUAAGUGUAAUGAGUGUUAUUGACGAUAUAAGUAUUGCCCCCGAAGCUUCUGAUACAAAUUUACUUUCAAAACUCCACUCAUCCCAUUCAAAUAAUGAAAGUCUCUACCAAAAACCUAAAUCAUCUUUACUUAAUCAAUUUGCAAUUAGACAUUAUACUGGAUUAGUACAAUAUAAGGUGGAAGGAAUGAUUUUAAAGAAUAAAGAUUAUUUUCCCUCAGAACUUUCAAAAUUAAUAAAUGAAAGCGAAUUAAAAUUUUUACAAAAAAUAUUUCAAAAUAAAGAAGAAAAUAAUGAGGAGGGUGAUGAAAUAAGUAAUGAAUUGAGUGAAGAAGAAUUGAAUGAGAAUGGAAAUAAUGAAUUUAAAAUUAAAAGAAUUAAACAAAAUACUCAAUGCACAAUUGUUAGACGAUCAAUGAAUGAACUUAUGCGACGUCUAGAAAGCUGUCCAGAAGCAUUUUUUGUUCGUUGUCUAAAAACAAAUGAUGCACAAAAAGAAAAGUUAUUUGAAACCGAAACUGUUUUACGUCAAAUGCGGCAAUUUGAUAUGCUUUCCACAGUGGCUAUGUGUCGUGCCACUCCACCUAAUUAUUGUGAUUGUGCCCACACAACAGGAUUUAUUUGUCGAACAAUUUUUGGGGAUUCUUGUACAGAAUUUGUACAAUUUGGAAAGAAUAAAGCAUUUUUAAAAUCAGAACAACAUCAAUUUUUAGAAAUGUUACGUUCUCGUCGUCUACAUUGUUGUGCUGCUUUAGUUCAAAAAUGUUUGCUUGGAUGGGCAAAAAGACAGCAAUAUGCAAGAUUACGUUGGGCAACUUUAAUAUUUCAAAAACAUUGGAGGGGGCUUGUUGAAAGGAAAAAAUUUAAAAUUAUAAUUAGAGGUGUCACUCGUUUACAAGCAAUAAUUCGUUCCCAUCAACUUGUAAUUCGUUAUCAAUGGCUAAAAUCUUUAAUUGCUCAUUUUCAGGCAUUUAUUAACAUUUGUUUCUAUAAUUUUAUUUUUUAUUUAAAGGCAAAUUGCCGAGCUGUUUUAAUUCGUUAUCAACUUCAAUGUUUAGUUACACGAGCUGAACGUCAUUGUGCAAUGAUGGCUAGAUUAGAUUGUCAAAUGGAAGAUGAAGGAGAACCCCCAGCAUUGGAUUUACAUGAAAAUGAAUUAAAUAAUAUUAUUAAAGAAAAGAAUUUUGGAUCAUUAAAAAUAUUAAAAUAUUCAAAUGAAAAAAAUUGUAUGGAAAAGGAGUUAAAUAAUAAAAAUAUUAAAAGAAUUACUAAUAAUAAUAGUAAUAAUGAUGCUUUUAAAUGGAAUAAAUAUGCUUUGGCUAAUUUUCAACAAACAAAAUGCACACCAAAACAUACACGAACAUUAUUAGAACGUUCUUUACUUUCACAUAAAAAACAUCUAGAUGAAUUAGUUUCAUUGUCAAUUUGGCGUAGAUUAUUACAAUUUAUUGGAGAUUCUGAUGUAACAGAUUUUGCUUCAUUUGACGGCAGAAAUUCAAAAAAUAACAAAAGUUCUUCUUUACCAAUUAUGGCCAAAUUAAAAGCACUUUAUUGUCAAGAUUUUUCUGAUGAUGAAAUUAAUUAUAUUAAAGCUAAUAUUUUGAAUUACCAAACUUUUCAAGAAAAUGGUUAUAUUUUAAAAAAGUCGAUAAAAAUAGCUAAAAAUAUUUUGAUUGGAGAAUUUAAUUGGACAGCUUUUGAUAAAGCUAAAUUUAUUGUUAGUGUUGGGAUUUAUCGAAAUGAAUUGAGAGAUGAAAUAUAUAGCCAAAUAUGUAAACAAAUAAAUUGUAAUCCUUCACCCCUUUCUGCUCGGAGAGGAUGGAUUUUAAUGGCACUUUGUUCUUCUGCAUUUUCCCCCACAAAUCGACUACUUCCUUAUUUACGUAAUUUUGUUAAUUCGAAUGCUCCAAAUAUUUUUUGGCAACGUUAUAUUGCUAAACAAAUGAGUAGAACAAUUAAAUGUGGAGCUAGGAGGGAACCUUGCUUAAAAGCAGAAUUUGCUUUUAUUUGUUCAAUUGAUAAUUUAAAUAAUUCUGGUUUGUUUGUACAAAUUAAUUUGCCGAAUGAAGAAAUUGUUGAUAUUCCAAUUCAUUCACAAACAACAAUUGCCGAUGUUUUUCAAUUUUUAACUGAAAAAAUAAAUUUAAAUGAAUCUUUUGGGUUUGGACUGUUUCUCUCGACUGGACAAAAUAUUCGUUCAUUAGUUGUUGGAGGAGAACGUUUGAUGGAUGCUUUAGCGUUAAUUGAAGAACAAAAUGAUUUUUAUUGGAAAUUAUAUUUACGUAAAGAAUUAUUUUUACCUUUAGAAAAUAAUUCUGAUGAAUUAUUUGUUGACCUUUCUUAUAGACAAAUUAUUAAAGGUUUACAUUAUGGAGAAUAUCAAUGCAAUAAAGAAGAAGAUUUAGCUUUAUUAGCUGCUCAACAAUAUUUUGUUUCAAUAAACGGAAAAUCUACGGAAAUAGAUAUUUCUGAAUUAGAAGACAAUUUAAGUGAAUAUUUACCUUUAAAUAUUUUAAAACAAAAUGAAGAUGUUAAUGAAAAAAGAAGAGAAGAAAUAAAUGAGGAAGAAGAAGAAUGCCAAAAAUGGAUUCAAUUAAUUUUACAUGCUUUUAGAAAAAAAAUCCUUAAUAAUGGUGAAACAUUACCUCCAAGUGUUAAACAAAUAAAAUGUGAUGUUCUUAAAUUUGCAGCCAAACACUGGCCAUUAAACUUUUCUAGAUUCUUCGAAGUUUACAAAUUUUCUGGCCCUCCUCUCCCCGUAAAUCAACUUACUAUGGCUGUAAAUUCACGUGGAAUAUCCCUUUUAGAUGCUCGUUGUUGUGAUAUACAAAAUCAAAAUAAACAACAAAUUUUAUUCGAAAUUGAAUUUAUUGAAUUGGCAAAUAUUGGAUAUGGAAGAUCAAAACAUGAAGGGGCUGAUGCAAUAUUUAUUAGUUUAUUAAAUGGUGAUCGGUAUACUUUUCAAUCGCCUUUAGCUAGAGAAUUGUCACAUUUAUUAUCACAUAUUUUAAAAAGUCUUCACCAAAAUUCAAUUUAUGCUAUAGCAUUAAAAGAUUACAAUCAUUGUACUGUCCAACACAAAAUGCAGACUUCAGAAAAUUCAGUUUUAAGCCUUUUAAAAGGGGAUUUAUUAAUUUUGUCUUCCCCUCUCAAUAAAUAUUUAAAUAAUGAAGAAGGAAAAAAUGAAGAAGAAAAUUAUUUAAUUGAUAAUGUUGAAAAUACUCGUUCAAAAAUGUGUGGAAGAGUUCCCCUUCAUUCAAUAAAUAUUUUGGCUUGCACAGAAAAACCUGCAAAAGAAAAAUUAAAUAAUCUUCUCUCAUCUAGAAAAAUAAUAGAACAAGAAAUAAUAAAUACAAUAGAAUCUAAACAAAAUAAUGAUUUAUUUGAAUACCCAACAUUUUACACAGCUGCUGUAGACCCUUUUGGAAUGCCUUUAAUUUGUGGACCAUUUCCCCAACCACACACACUUGAACGAUUUUCUUCUACAAAUUUCCGAUUACCAGAAGACGGAAAUAGGCCUUCUGACGUUUUCGGCGCUUAUAAUGGAGGAGGAAGUCCAGAACCCGAACUUUGGAGACAUUCUUUUGAGCCAUUACGAGCUCCUUUACUUAAAAGAAUUUCUGAACAAGGAAAUGAAGCAAUUGCUAGAGAAGUAAAUUGA
This is a messenger RNA of Meloidogyne enterolobii, 4038 nucleotides long. The record is from the annotation of a GenBank genome assembly. Lineage: Eukaryota; Metazoa; Nematoda; Chromadorea; Rhabditida; Meloidogynidae.